GUGUUGAUAUCCGAAGUGGUAUACCUCCUCAGUGAGGUCACGGUCACAAAAUUUUGGCUCUUUAUACCUCACACUGAUGUUUGAAAUAAUCUAAGUUAUUUGUGUGAAAGCUAUAAUAAGCAGUUUCUACAUCUUUUGGGAGCCUCGAUAUGGCUUUGUAAGGCAACUACGAGUACGAAGUGAUUCAUGGUACUGAAACUACGAGUAGGAAGUUGAUUCGUGACUGACUAAACUUGGCCUCUGUGACAGUAAUAAACAACGAUCAAGAACUUCAGAACAUCACAAUCACUUUGAAUGGUUUUUCACGUUUUUGAAGCGACUGUUCCACCACCACCUCGAGAAAAUAAAGCGAGGCGGGGAUACUAUACUCGUAGCUUGCUUUGUGAUGCCGUGAAACAAGCAAUAUUCGGCAACAUGACCGUCACCGAAGCAUCUAGAUAUUACAAAAUACCGCGAACAACAAUACAAAAGCAUGUCAGCAAGGCCCGUGAGCAGCAUUUACUAAAGGAGCAUUACAUCCGCCAGAUGGCAGCAGCGCGAAGACAUCAAGGCCAGUCCGAAGAACAACAAUGCCGAUUGAUAGACUCACCUUUGCGCUACAUGAACCCGAUUACUCAGGCUUCUUAUCCUGGUGUGUACCGUGCAGAUAGUUUUACUACACAUUGGAGGCAGCAACCAGUUAGCAUAGAUAGUUCAUCGUCAACAUUUUUGGAUGAAGUGCAGUGUUCUCCUGAAGAUGAAAUGACGAUAGCUGAGCAGUGUGAGGUGAAGAGCGAGGAAAAACUGGAGAAUGAGCAACGACAUAUUAAUGGAGCCCUGGUGAACGGAGGCACUUUGGAACGACGAGAUGCAUACGUUCAAAGCUCUGUGAAGCCAUUGACUCGAAUAGUAUUGAAACGAGAGGGUAAAGAAGAUGUGGUUAGAGUGUUGGUCAUACCGCGAUGUUAACUGACUCCAGCUGUCUCGCUCGUAUCCCAUCUUGCACAUCUUCCAGUUCCUCAAAUCACAACUUCUGAGUGCGUUAGAGAUAUGCCAAAGCUGUGCCAAAAUUUUGGGUUUUCUGAUCAAAAUCUUGCUUUAACGAUGUGUUGUUUAAUACAGCAUUUGCUUUGUAUUUCUGUACAAUUCCAGAUAAAUGUUUUUGCAUGCUGUCAAUUUUUUUUUUCAGAA
Molecule: messenger RNA, 1170 nt
Organism: Cylicocyclus nassatus
Lineage: Eukaryota; Metazoa; Nematoda; Chromadorea; Rhabditida; Strongylidae
Source: the annotation of a GenBank genome assembly